Vigna unguiculata (cowpea) is the source of this 1223-nucleotide messenger RNA. RefSeq lists its product as uncharacterized. Lineage: Eukaryota; Viridiplantae; Streptophyta; Magnoliopsida; Fabales; Fabaceae. The record is from RefSeq and is a predicted model, not a curated record.
GGUGACGUGGAGAUGUGAGAAGCAGGAGGAGGAGUAGUUUUGUAUUGUGAGUGUGAGUUAAUGGAAGGGUGAUGAAUAAUAUUAGUUGGUGGUGCGUGAAUAAAGAAAAGAAAAAAAGAGUGACAAGAGAAUAAUAAAAGAUCACGUGUCGGUGGUGUGAGUUUUAUAAGACAGAAACGCGGAAGGGGUGAGGCGAGGCAAUAGCCAACAUCAUUAGGCUUUCUUGUUCCUCGGUGCGGUCGCUGUCUCUGUCUCUGUGUUCGAAUUCGAAGAAGAAGAAGAAGAAGAAGAAGAAGAAGAGAAACAUGAUAUGAUAACAGUAGAUAGGUCUGGCCUGGUUAAGAAGAAUAAUAGCGGUGCCACUUCGGCAGAGAAGAAGAAAGAACAGAAAGAGAAAGAGAAAGAGAAGAAUCAUCCACAAAACACCAAAUCCCAACAAACUCAUGGAUAUCUGGCGCAACAUGAUUUUUCCAGUCAGACGUGUCUGGCUUGCUCUCUCCGCUCGUCUCAAGACUCGCAAAAACGGAGCAGGACUGCUGAAGCUUCAGGAUGAUGUACAGACAUGUGGAUAUGAAGAUGUACAAGUGAUGUGGGAAAUGCUACAAAGAACCGAAAGUGAUGUUACAGAAAACCAGCAUAAGCGUAAGCAAUUGCCAUUCUGGAGGAUCUUUGUAUGGUCCAACCACAGUGAAGUUUCAUCGGAAUCUGCAAAUCACACUUGAAAGUUGAAAACUAGACACGGGUUUUAAGUUUACAAAUAAAACCUCCACUGAUGUAUUGCAGGGCCACCGUUUGCCAGCAUGGCGGAGGCAUGUUUCUUGGCCGCUAAAUCCAAGUACAUGUCACUGUGACAACAAAAUCAUUUGAGGUUUCUCUUUUACAGCUCAAACUGUACUCCGUAUGACAGUAGUAUGUAAAUAUGCCAAUAGUUUGUCAAAAGUCACACCCGGGUUUCUCUAACGCCAAAGCAAGCAAUUUCACUUAACUGUCUUCAUUGUUAGUAACAAGCAGCAGAGUGUUUAAGCUAAUAGUCUCAAGUUUUCUCUGUAUGCCUACUAGUAAAAGAGAAAUCCGAAUGUUAAAUCCUGAGUCAAAAGCGAGAGCGUUGUGGUGUUGUAAUCUUUUAAAGAUUAUCUACUUUCAGACCACAACGAUCUUUAACAGAAGACACAUGCAGGUACAUCGUAAUAUGAUAUAUGUCAAUUUCUUUCUAUUUCCAAGAA